GUUUCUUCGGCCGCAAUAAUAUUGUUGUUUUUGUCGCAUAAUUAAGUAGAUACCCAGGCGUAUAUUUCUCGCUGUCAUUACUGCAACAUCAGUAACCAAACCGUGUGCCCUUGCACAGUGUCCUGAACGCGGCGAUUAUUUUCGAAACGGUUAUCUUUCAGUCAUUCAGUUUUUUCGAAAAUUUAUAAUAUUUAUCAAUAUAUUGCAUACGUUUGUUGUUUCAAAUCGACGAGAAAAUGAGGUAUAAAAAACUAUUUUUUCAAAACAAAGGAUUUUUACACUAAAUUCGAACAGUUAUAUUUUUUACAUGGUUUAUGGUGUUAGUACCUUUAAGUGAAGAUUUUUAAACACGUUUAUUUUAAUAGAAUUGUAAAAUCCGGUAUUAGCAGUGUUGAAAUCCAUCCAGAUAAAUUAAUUUAGAUAUUUUUCAUUUUUUAUUUAAAUUAAUAUCGAAAGAUUAGUGGGCCUCACCGAGAGAAACUCGUGUGGAAGCCCAGGGUUAUCUUAGUUUACAAAUAAUUCUUACUGACAUUAUAUGUAUAUAUUACAUUUUUAUACAAAGACAAACAAGGAAUUUUUCAUAGUAAAUACAUAAAUAAUUUCGGUAACAUUACACGCAUUAUUUUAGUAUGUUAAAUAUUCAGUUUUAGACACAGUAAAUUCAUAUCGGAGCCAACGGAAAUUAUUUUUUUGAAAAUGGAUAGCGGUACAUUAGCUACAUCACUGGGCAUUAAGUUAAAUAUUUGAGUCUCCAGAAAGUAGAAAACUUUACGGCAACUAGUUUUUGUGGGCCAGUCUAAGGAAAAACUACUAGCAGUAUAAUAUCUGGUGCUGACCCCAUGGUUUAUAAGAUCCAACUGAUUAUUUUUUUUUCAGAUAUAUGGUCAUUGUUUUUAUGUAUAGAGCUCUAUAUUGAAGACAUUAAAGUCUUCGAAUAGUUUUUCGAAUGGAUAUUUCCAAUUUUUUUUGUUUGCAAUCCUGAGUAUAGUGUUUUGGCAUUUUUGCAGCAGUAGAAGAGCAUUGUUAUAUGCACCACUUCACCCAAUUAUACCAUACGAUAUUAGAGACUCAAAUAGUAUCAGGUAUAUAGUUCUAAUGUCUUCUUUGAAAAGCAAUAUCUCACGUAGUUCUUUCUUUAGAUAUAAUUUGUUUACCUAUACUAUAUUUUAACUAGAUGAAAAUUAUGAUAUGUCAUUGAUGGUAAAACAAAUAAUAAUUGUUUAGUCAUUAUUACUUAUUAGUAACUAUGUAUAGAAUAAAUAUACUUGAAAAAUAAAAAUCCUAUGUUUUACCAAUAGUAGAAAAUAAUAAAUUACUGUAUAAGUUUUACGUAUUUAGUUAUUUGAAUUCGAAAUUGCUACUGAACUAUCUAUAGGUAUUUGCACCAAAGUUUCGUUAACAUAAUUAUUUUAACAGUUUAAAUUUUUAUCUCUUUGCUGUAACGUUCUCGAAAUUAUAGUUCUCAACAAUAAAAAAAAGGAAAAAGAAAAUAUAUACAUACUUCCAUCUCGAUAAAUUCCACAUUUCUAAGAUAAUUUCAAUAAUUGUCAUCCUUCGAUCUUUUUCUGUAGGUAUCUAGAACAUAUCUAUUAUAAGCAAUUAUCUUUCACCUACAUCUAGAUAAAUUGAACUUACCUGAUGCGUCUUAACACUGUAGGCCCCGUUGCAGGUGAAGCCAUACAAUUUAUGAUAAUAUUUCGCUCCACACAUUUGCCUGCAUUUUUGGAACCACUGGUUUAAAUGCCAUUUGAUUUUAUAGCGUUACAUACACGGACGGGUAUACUUACGGUAAUACUUUAUUGAGUUGUUUACUUACAUAAAAAAUAGGAACAAAAAUUAAUAGUUAUAAAUAAAACGCAACGACAUGUCAUUGAAUUCCAAAGUUGACGAUACCGUUUUGUUAUAGCCCGCACGCGUCGGUAAUCGCAUUAAAUUUUUUCUUUUUUUCUUAUCUGUACCAUUUUCGUUGUCGCGUAAUUUUCAUGUAGCUAUAGGAUUGUUGCCAUCGCCGCUAUUCGUUACUAUUAUCGUAAUAGUUCGUGUUUUCGUAGUCCGAAUUGCGAUCGUCCAACACAUUGACGAACAGUACCGAUAUCUAUGAGCAGUACUUACACAUCGUGUAUUAGCGUCACGCUUGCGUUUAUAUAAUAAAGAGGUAGCGUAAAACUUAGUUGAUUUUUUUGGCAAAGUUUUGGAAAAAUAAAAGAAAUGUUAAUUUUUUUCCAAAGAAAUGUUUUUAAUAAUUUACGCGUUUCAUUGUAUAGUGCUAACGAAAAAUCGAGCUGAUUAUUAUGUUUCUAUAUCAAAAGUAAUGGAUAAUACAUUUUUCAAUAAUAAUAUGUGACCGAAACAGUCACUGCAGUAUUUCGUUAGCAAUCGCAACGGUUUUACAAAAUGUAAUGUCUGCGCCGACCAGCACAGGUUAUAAAUCGAAAAAAAAGUAAAAACUAUUUGUAUUUAACUACGUAAUUUAUUUAAUUUAUUUUUAUUCUCGUCUUCCAUAAUAAAUAUAUUCGCGGCCUUACAUUGUUACUUCGAAACGCAUAAUCUUUGUGAAGUUACCCAUAUUUCACUUUGAAUAACUAUAUAAACUUAAUUAAAUAUUAUACACUUUAAACAUAUACCAAACAGUACCGUAAAACAUAUUUUUGGUUAAUGAAAACUUUAUCUUUUAUCAAUAUUCAGAAUAGCUACUGAUACAACGAUGCAGAACACGGCCCCAUGCAGUAAAACGAGCGAAAUUCGUUCGGAAAUUCAAUCGUUUUACAACGACAAGACAAUAUUUUUGACGGGCGCCACCGGAUUCAUCGGAAGUUUGAUUCUGGAAAAAUUGUUGAGGUAACUAUAUAGUAACUAUAUAUUACGUUAUAAUAUUAAUAUUUCAUCGCUUGAAUUUAUAAUAGUAAUACAUUAAACCAUUUAUAUUUGUGAACGAUACACUACAAACAUGUUUAAAAUAAUAAUUGUACAGAAUUCAUUAUCCUUAAGCGAAAAGUUUUUUGUUAUAAAUGGUCGUUAACCCGAUAUUGGAUUUUUUUUUUUAUCCUUUUUAGAACUUGCACGGGAAUAAAACGUAUUUACAUUUUAAUCAGAGAGAAGAAAGGGAAAACACCAGAAGAACGGUUCACUGAACUAUUCGAAGGCCCUGUAAGUAUUUAGCAUAUAAUUAUAUUAUAUAAAUAUUUUGAUCAAUCGAUCGUUACGUUUUUUUACUUAGAGAAUCUCCCUGUGAUAUUAAUUUCCUUUGGAAAAUAUUAAAAUUUAUAAUUUGGCCUAAAUCAACAUUUAAGGUAUUUAUAGGUACAUAAUAGUUAUAUAAUUCAAUUUAAAAUAAUUUAACCGGUUUUUUUCAUUUCCGUAUUCAUAAAAUAAGUUAAACAAUUAUUAUUCUUAUUGUCGACACGUAUUAUUAUUAUUUUUUUUUUUUUUGAAUAAAUAAUUAGUAUAGGUAUAAAUUACGUUUUUUUGGUCCUAUUUCCAUUAAAAUAGAACACAACAAAUUAAUAUGCGAACUCGAUAACUUAUAAUUAUACAGUAUACAUACUUAUUGACAAUUAAAUUAUCAUUGUAUAUUAAUAAAUAGUUACAUGUAAUAGAAUACAGACCUACAGUAAUUGCAUUUUUCUAAUGUUAUACAAAUUGUUUUUAGAAAUUGAUCAAAUAUCUGCAAAUUGAAUAUAUUUUUUAUAAAUUAUAUCAUAAAGCAAACAUAUUAUUUUAGUUUCUAAGUGUAGCGAAGAAACUCAGUUUUCGAACACUUUUAGUAAAUUUUUUUUCGGUUUGAAAAAUUCUCCGAUUUUUUUUAUGCCAUAUCUUAAAGGAUUAAAAUAUACUUUUCGUCCGGUCGUAUUUUAUUGGAACAAUUUUCUUUAAAAUUCACAAUUUACCCUAAAAUAUUAAAAAAAAAACUGAUAACAAAUGGUUGAUAUGUUUUUUCUAUUUUUGUUAAUUUCUGAUAAGUCAACCUAAUCUAAAAUUGGCUACAAGGUAAAUAACUACAACCAAUAACUUUUUUAUGAUUGCAAUAAUUUAUCAUUGCUUUCACUAUAUAUAUACAUUUAAUUAUAAUUCUAUAUAAUUUCAUAACUUAAUACAAAUUGGAAACAUUAUGAAUGAAUUAUACGUGAAAUAUAAUUCCAGGUAUUUGAGUUGGUGAAAAAUAAAGUUCCCGACUAUUUGAAAAAGAUCACGGCUGUAAUCGGCGAUUGCGCACUGCCGGACUUGGGGAUCGGAGAACAGUAUCGAGAGAUUUUCAAAUACGAAGUAAUAAAAGCAAUAUAAAUACAAAUAAGAUAUUAUAUACAGAAUGAUUUACUAAGCAUGCUCGCCCAUUUUUUAGGAUUAAAUUUUGAAUAUUUUAUUCAAAUACUUAGACGUUUCACGACAUUUAAGGAGUAUCGUGUGGGCGGUACCGUCUUUAGUUUUUCAAAUAAGAACCUACAUACAAAAUUCCAUAAAUAAACAGAGCAUUGAUUUAAAUAAAUUUUGAUGUCAACAAUUUUUAAAUUUCCAUCAACCCGUUAACGAAAUAUUUCACUUGCAAGUUCAGGUAGGGGAGAGUAGUGGAGUAUCAUUUGUAUGACACGGCACGCAGCAUUUUAUUAGGGCUACUCUCCCACUACCUAAACUUAAAAAUGAAAUAACUCGUCAACGGGUUGACGGAAAUCGAAAAUUUUAACACUAAAAUGUAUUUAAUGUAAUACCUACUCAAACUAUUUAUGGAAUUUUUAAUAUAGGUUCUCAUUUGAAAAAACCGAAAUCAGUAUCACCACAAGCUACUUCUUAAAUGUUGUGAAAAAUCUGAGUUUUCAAAAAUAUUGGCUUUAACUACACUUCAACAUUCCAUCAGAAAUAUUAUGACUGGCCUCUUAUCAAUUUUCUGAAAACUGUAACUCUCCGUUUUUCGCCAAUACCUCGAUAACAGACAACUGUCUUAAUUCAAAAUCAAAUAUAUUACAAAUGCGUACCUAGCACAUACAUAUCACGCAACCCGCGUCACUGGUUUAUUUCGAAUACCGACAAUGACAGAUUACGUGUUAGAUGAUAAGGAUACAAUUAAUUGCGAGGACAAAAAUAACCAAAAACACGUAUAAAACGUAAAUAUUAUUCAGUGUUUAUUCCAUAUUGCUUCGCUAUUAAAGCGUCGUACAUUUUUCUCUUUUCGUUUUAAUAUGUUCUUUGCAAUGUCACCUACCGUAGCUGUCUAUUACGGACACCUGUCUAUGACAUUUAUUAUGGUCCCGUAACUGUCCGCUAUACUCACUGUAUAUGCGAAAUUUAACUAGAAAACAAAAUAGAAUAAGCACGCUUAGUGAAUCAUCCUGUAUAUAGUUUGUCGACACAUUUGAAUGCUUAAAGUUUAAUAUUAAACUUAACUAUGUUACAAGGUAAACAUAAUUCUUCACUCCGCCGCAACCGUACGGUUCGACGAACAUUUGCGAAAAGCAGUACACAUCAAUAUAGGUUCCUUGCAAUCCAUGAUAAAACUAUGCAAAGAGAUGAAACACUUAAAAGUAAUUUAUUCGAAUUUUAAUCUCUCAUGCGGAAUCAAACUUUAAUUAUUAUUACGUUUACAGUCUUUCGUUUACAUUUCCACUGCUUAUUCGAACUGCGCCGGUAGGAAAGUCGUUGAAGAAAUGUUCUACAAACCACCGUUAUCUGGUGACCAAAUCGUAAAACUCGUAAACAUUCUCGAGGACGAGCAAAUUGAAAGAAUUACGCCGUCGUAAGUAUAGUAAAUAUAGGGCCAGAACAGCUCUCCAAGAACCUUAACCUUAACACGACUUCCUUUAAUAUUGAUGAAAAUAAAUAUAAGUAAAGGUUAUUGAUGAAAGCUUCUAAGCUCCCACAUUGGAUAUUUGAUUUUCCCAGGGGUUUACAUAAUAAAUAGGAAAACCUAGGAAAAAUGUUGGUAGGAAUAACUGGAAAAUUUACCAAAUGUGUUAUUUUCAACUCGUAAAUACGAGUAUUACGGACUUUCAAAGCAUGUAUAACCAAACUCCGCUCAAAAUCGUUUUUCGUUAGCAAAGAUUAAUUAUUGCGUACAGAUAUAAGCACAUUAAAUUCCCCUCUAUAUCCUUCCUAAUUUACCAUCUACAACAGUGGCUCACCAAUCGUGCGAAAUAUGGCCGUAUUUUUCUUUCAUUCUAUAUCUCUAUAAAAUAAUUUAUUAUUUAUACUAAAAUUUUAUUUAUUUAUUUAGGCUAUUAAACGAAUUUCCAAAUACGUACACGAUUACGAAGGCUAUUGCCGAAUAUGAAAUAUUUACCCACGGUAAAGAAUUGCCCAUCGGAAUUUUAAGGCCUUCGAUGAGUGAGUAUAAAGUAUACAAUAGACAUAUACUCGUUUAAAUUUUCUCUCAGGCUAUAAAAAAAAAAAAAUAUAUAUAGCCAAAAUUUAUCUCAUAUUAUCAAAAUAAUAUAUUACUUAACUUCUUCCCUAGUGCAUUUAUUUCUUUUUUUAUUUUUGAUUAUUAUCAUUGUCUAGUUACCGCCACGGAAAACGAACCUUUACCCGCGUGGAUCAAUAAUUUCUACGGGCCAACCGGAGUGACCGCGGCCAUCGGCUUAGGUCUUAUGAGGGUAAUGAGAGUCGAUCCCAACAAAAUAGCCGACAUCGUUCCCGGGGACUAUGUCAGUAAUGCAGUGUUGGCCUGCGCUUGGGACAUUCACAACAAAUGGUAAUAAUACACCUGAUGAGGUAAUAAUUCAGUUUUUCAUAAAUUUCGUACAAUUCGUUUUCUUCAUCUUAACUACCAAAACCAUUAUGUACAAAUCUAAUCGCCUGAUUUCCAAUUAGAAUUUAGAUUUCUUUUUCACACAAUGUCCCCACUUAAACUUAAGCUUCCCUAAAGGUCUUUUUCUCAUAGAGUUUUCUUCAAUCGCCUACCUAACUAAAGAUCCUUAAUCCAUGUACGACACACCAACAUUAGUCAUAAUGAUUCCUUAUGUAUCUCUGAUAAUGAUAUCUUUAACUAUAUUAGACCUUUGGAACUAAAUUUAAAGUUUAAUAUCAUGCACUCUAUUAAUUAGUUCGACUAUCAAAGAUAAGGCAAUAAAUUACCCUUACAAGUCCGAAAAAAUUUAAAACGUAAAUAAUGCCCAGUUAUUUAAAAAUCUCAAGUUAGAAUGUAUUUGAAGCUAUUAGAAUUGGAAACAAUUAAAUUGUUUUUUAACAAACUAGUCUAAAAUAAUAAGAUUUCGAAAAUAAAUAACUGUUCAAAAGUCUGUGUAGGGAUUUCCAGCAAGACGACUGGACUGUAACUAACUGUAAUUUUAAAGUUUUUUUAUCUUUUAUGCAAACAAUUAAAAAAUAAUUCGAGAUUUUACCAACUAAAUCUCACAAAACAUUUCACAUCUCUAUACGAGAUGCAAAACAAAAUAAUCAACGAUCACGGAAAAUUACAAUCCAAGUAAAUUUAAAGUAUAAAGUAAAUUUAUACGCGUAAAAAAAUAUUUCGCUUAGAAUUGUACAAAUGCAUUUGUAUAAUUAAUAGGAAAGAGCACAACGUCAAAUACAAUACAGCCAAUAUGAAGGAUAAAAACGACAGUACUUCGGAACCGAAGAGUUUCUCACCACCCAUUUACAAUUACGUGUCUUCCAAUACAAAUCGACUUACGUGGCGAGAGUUUUCCAGAUACAAUCAGAUACACGUUCAGGCUACGCCCAGUGUAAAGUCGGUGAGUUUGCUGCGGAGCGUUUUUAAAUAACAAAAAAAUUGGUUUUUUUUUUAUUUUUUAGUACUGGCCGAUCAUGUUGUGGAUGUCCCAGAAUAAAUACGAGUAUGCGAUUAUGUGUUUCCUAGUGCACACUAUACCAGCAUAUAUUGUCGACUCCGUGGCUAAACUCGCGGGAAAGACGCCCACGUACGUGUGCCUUUCAAUAAUAUAAUACAUGUACACGGGUAAUAAUUGGGUACGGCUUUAGAUCUUAGGCGAAGCGAAGAAUGUAUUAGUUUUACCAUGACGUUUAUUAUUUAUAUCUGUAAAUAAAUUUUCUAAAAAAAAUCUUGAUCCAAUCAAAAACUUCAUAAAAAUAUUAAUGUAGCAUUUGUGAUCUAGUUGAUUCAUACACAGGAAAAACUCGAAAUUGUUUGAACCAUGGGACGGGAAAGGUGUUUUUUUAACUUUUCACACCCCUGCAGCCCCCUCCGAUACAAAUAAAAUCUGGAGAUUAAAUUUUGCAUAUGUUAAUUGUAAAUAUUAAUGAUGUAUCUUUGAGAGUUUCAAAUUUUAACACUUUCUCCGACAGUUUUUAAGCUUAUAUUUCACGUAUUGCAUAGAAAAAGCCUGAUUUUAAAUACUCAAAUAGACUGCAAUGUAAUAAAAAUCUACCUAUAAUAAUUAUUUUUGAUAAAUUAGGUAUACAAAUUUUUAAAAAAUGAAAUAUUAUUUGGUAACAAGUUGGCUGGAGGAAAAUUCGACCGGUGAUGGAGAUAUACCACUCAUAUGUUUUAUUAUUUUUACAGAACAAUGGCGACAUACAAAAAACUACAUAAAUUCGUCAACGUCACAAGCUAUUUUAGUUUAAGAUCGUGGACGUUCCACGAGACGAACACUAGAUCGUUGUUGAGCAAAAUGUCCAAGUUUGAUCAGUCUUUGUUCCGGUUCGACAUAGCCAAAUUGAAUUGGAAUGAUUAUUUCACGAAACACGUCAAGGGUGUUCGUGUAUACAUUCUCGGAGAUCCAUUGGAAACCGUGCCGGCAGGAGUGAAACACGUGAGAAAGUAAGUUACAGUCGGAGUUUUUAUUUUCUCGUGAUUUUAUUUCAUUUUUAUUUUUUUAGAUUGUAUAUGGCUCAUUACACGUUACUGGCGUUUCUAUCCAUACUGCUCUUAUUGGUAAUUUAUGGGCUGUUCUACUUGUUAACGGUUUAAUUGUCCCGUUUCCUAAAUAACAAUAUAUUCUGUAAAUUUAGAUAUAGAUACGAGGUUUAUUGAUAUAUUCGUAUUUAAUCUUUGUAAAAUGACAUUUUAUCAAUUAUUUGUGUGUAUUUGUAUAUAAAUAUAAUAUUAGUUUUUAAGAGAGCUAACUGUUGUAUAUUAUUUGUACAUUUAAAGUUAAUGUAAUUUGUUUG
Molecule: messenger RNA, 9075 nt
Organism: Cinara cedri
Lineage: Eukaryota; Metazoa; Arthropoda; Insecta; Hemiptera; Aphididae
Source: the annotation of a GenBank genome assembly